Molecule: messenger RNA, 1730 nt
Organism: Trichobilharzia regenti
Lineage: Eukaryota; Metazoa; Platyhelminthes; Trematoda; Strigeidida; Schistosomatidae
Source: the annotation of a GenBank genome assembly
CAGGAUCUAGUCAUUUUAAUCUGGGCCCUUGUUUUAACAUUUCAAAGGCUUCUUAACAUUAUUCUCAGCCGCUAUUCUGACAUCUACCAUAGUUUCCGUGAUUGUGCAGAAAUAUGUUUACAACCAGUUUAAUCCUGAUUAUUUUAUUUUCUCUUCAUGAACCCUGCUCAUCAAGGGACUUCCACUGGGCUAAUUUAACAUAUCUUAAAAUUGUGGACAAAAUGCAAGCAGACGGAUAUUUUAGUUCAAACCGUGUUAGAGACGCCUUGAAGUUCACUGAUCCGUGGUUUUUCUUAACAAAAGACCCCUACUCAAUGAAAGAACAUGACAUCGGAUAUGGGGCCAAAAUGGGGGCUCCUACUACGAAUGCACGUGUUCUGCAGGCAUUAGAAGCCCACCUUCAACGUGGUUCACAAGCUUUAGAUAUUGAAACAAGCGGGGGUUAUCUAGCAGCUUGUAUGUGGCUUAUGGUUCGCGCUAAGGGUGUUGUUGUGGCCACUAGCAGGAUAGAACAACUGACAAAAUUAGCUGAGAAUAAUGUUGAUCGUUGGCGGAAUAAUAGUUUUAUGCCCAUCUUAGGGAGCAAAAGCACUGGUAUCCUCUUUGCAACUGGCGAUCCUUUUACCUUACAAAAAGCCCAUCCUUCAUAUGAUGCUAUUUAUCUUCGUACUACUGACCAACGCACUAUUGAUUCUUACCAAAAGUUGUUGAAGGUGGGUGGACGUUUGGCUGGUACGCAUACAUACGAUGAUGGGAAAAUAAAGCUAGUAGUGGUAGAUCGUGAUGCAGCAGGUUCAUUCAAGCAAACCGUAUUGGUGGACGAAAAGCAUCCUGAGACAGUAAUAACUCCAUCGCUGCCUUCAGGACCAGAUGACAGCCAACCUGGCUUAUUUGAUCCCGAUUACAUUGGAUACACUUCAAUGCAAGUUAGACAUAUUCCAGACAAAAAUAUCUCACUUUUACUGUGCAUUACUAUCAUUCUACUCAUGUCAUUCUUUCGACCGUAGAGUAUACACUUUUGAUCUCCGCUCACUGUUUACAUCUAGACUGUCACAGUUUAGAGGACUGAACACAAUUUCAUAUUACCGAAUUACUCUCCAUUUGAAGAAACAGAUUAUUACUGGGUUUGUUUCUGCUAGUUGACUCGAAGUCACUAACAUUCAAUAAUUUAGAUUAACCCCAUCGUUUCCGCUCACCUGAAAUUCAUCAUUCAUUUCUGUUUUUGAAACAUGAUAAUUUCUUUUUAAAGUGAUUUCAGUUUUGAGUGCUUUCAUUAGAAUCUAACCAUUCAAUAAUUUUUGUUGGUACGGUAAAUAUGCGCAUGAAAUGUGUUUGUAGUAUUAAUGAAAAGUGUGAUAUCUGUCAUGUAACUGGUGUAUCCCUUUUCAGUUUAUUUGUAUGAGUAUGUUUGUGCAGGUGCUGGUAUGUUUUUAUAAAUGACUUCAUGCAGGUAGGAAAGAACAGAUCCCAUUUCUGUACUUAAUAUUCUUUAGUAUCUUAAGUAUUUUCUAUACAGCAUUCGUCUUUUUCGGUUCUGUUUCUUCUAAGGUGUAGAGCAGCGGUCUAGACAACUUUGAAUAGAAUUAUUGGGUUACAGGUUGGAGGCUUGCAUUGCAAGAGAUUCACUUUGAAGUAAAUGAAGCAGUAACUCAUAGCCAGGGUAUAUUUUUGGUGUUUACCCUUCUUUAUACACAAUCUUUGUGAUAUGAAAUUCAGUGUAUCACACUGGA